Molecule: messenger RNA, 10453 nt
Organism: Passer domesticus (house sparrow)
Lineage: Eukaryota; Metazoa; Chordata; Aves; Passeriformes; Passeridae
Gene: CACNA2D1
Product: calcium voltage-gated channel auxiliary subunit alpha2delta 1
Exons: 39
Coding region: 825-4130 (1101 amino acids)
Cellular component (GO): L-type voltage-gated calcium channel complex
Molecular function (GO): voltage-gated calcium channel activity
Source: RefSeq, a predicted model, not a curated record
GGCCGCGGGGAGAGCGGCAUUUACAGCUACAUCCAUGAAAUACCUAUUUAAACCGCAGCCCGGGCUGGUGGCACACGGGCCGCGUGCGGCUGCUGCCGCUGCCGAGAAGGGAGGAGGGGGCUGGAAUUAAAAUAAGGCACGAAGCGGUUUUAAAAAUAGCGUGCGGGCUGCGCGGGGCGGGGCGGCGGCAGCGCGGCCCCGGGGCGGCCCGGCCGGGAGUUCCUGGGCGCCUUGUAUGGAGCGCGGCCGCCGCAGGGCCCGGCGCCCGCCCCCGCGGCUCGCCCCGACUUUCCCCGCUGCCGGCAGGGAAGGCAGGAGCCGGCAGCGAUCCGCCCGUCUCCAACUCUGCCGCCUGCUUCCCUCCUCUUCUUCCAGGAGCCGCCACCCCGCCUGCCUCUCUCCUCGUCUUUCUGCUCUGCAAUCAGUGGAAUAAAUCAGGGAAGGACGCGCGCACACACACGCAGAGUGGGAUCUGUUACAAAAGUAGCGCCGAUGGCGGCGGAUCGGAUGAAGCUGGAGCUGCUGCUGGAGUAGCAGAGAGUGGAGUAUCUCUCGCUCGCUCUCUUUUCUCUGUUUCGCCUCUUCUCCCACUCCACCCACAGAUCUCCAUCGUUUUUUCUCCUCCUCCUCCUUCCCACCCUCGGCCGCGCUCCCGCUUUUCCGCGCAUCUCUGGGCUGCGCCUCCUGCGAGGGGGCGGGUGGGGGGAGCGGAGGAGGCUUUAAAGAACCACGGCCCCCCCCGCACCGCCACACACGAUAAUUGAAUUUAUUAUUAUUGCCGUCUCGCCGACUUGGGGAAGGGGGAUCGAUCUUCGAUCAGGAAGAUGGCUGCUGGCUGGCUGCUGCUCUUUAGCCUGACACUUUUCCACUCCGUGGUGAUGAACCACUCCUCGGAGGGACCCUUCCCCUCGGCCACCACGAUAAAAGCAUGGGUGGAUAAGAUGCAAGAAGAUCUCGUGACGCUCGCACGAACUGCAAGCGGAGUGGACCGGCUUGCUGAAAUUUAUUUGAAAAAUGCAGCAAUGUAUACUGUAGAAGCAAACAACCCUCGUCAGCUAGUGGAAAUUGCAGCCAGAGACAUUGAAAAACUUCUAAGUAACAGGUCUAAAGCCUUGGUGCGCCUUGCUAAAGAAGCAGAGAAGUACCAGGCAUCACAUCAAUGGAGGGAUGAGUUUGGGAAUAAUGAUAUAAUCUAUUACAAUGCAAAAGACGAUCAGAAUGACCCUGAAAAGAAUGAAACUGAAUCUGGCAGCCAGAGAAUCAGACCAGUAUUUGAAGACGAUCCUGUUUUCCGACGGCAAACAUCUUACCAACAUGCAGCAGUCCACAUACCAACAGAUAUUUAUGAAGGCUCAACAAUCGUGUUAAAUGAACUCAACUGGACGGCAGCGCUGGAUGAUGUGUUCAAGAGGAACAGGGAGGAGGACCCCACGUUAUUAUGGCAGGUUUUUGGCAGUGCCACUGGCCUCGCAAGGUAUUACCCAGCUUCCCCAUGGGUAGAUAAAAGUCGAACUCCUAACAAAAUAGAUCUGUAUGAUGUACGUAGAAGACCAUGGUAUAUUCAAGGAGCAGCAUCACCUAAAGACAUGCUUAUUUUAGUGGAUGCGAGUGGGAGUGUCAGUGGGUUGACAUUGAAGCUGAUCCGCACGUCGGUCAUUGAGAUGUUGGAGACCUUGUCUGACGAUGACUUUGUGAAUGUAGUUUCAUUCAAUAAUAAUGCUCAGAAUGUCAGUUGCUUUAAUCAUCUUGUCCAAGCUAAUGUGAGGAACAAGAAGAAACUGAAAGAAGCUGUUUAUAAAAUCUCUGCUAAAGGAAUUACGGAUUACAAAAAAGGCUUUAGCUAUGCUUUUGAACAGCUGCUAAAUCACAGUGUCUCCAGAGCUAACUGCAAUAAGAUUAUUAUGCUGUUUACAGAUGGUGGUGAAGAAAGAGCACAAGAAAUUUUCCACAAAUAUAAUGAAGACAAAAAAGUACGUGUGUUCACGUUUUCUGUUGGCCAACAUAAUUAUGACAAAGGACCCAUACAGUGGAUGGCCUGUGAAAAUAAAGGUUAUUAUUAUGAAAUCCCAUCUAUUGGAGCCAUAAGAAUAAACACCCAGGAGUAUCUGGAUGUUUUGGGAAGACCAAUGGUUUUAGCUGGAGAGCAAGCCAAACAAGUCCAAUGGACAAAUGUCUAUCUGGAUGCUCUGGAGCUGGGCCUUGUGAUUACAGGAACGCUGCCUGUCUUCAAUCUAACAAGGGAACAAAAUGGGAAAAUCAAUCAGCUGAUUCUUGGAGUAAUGGGGGUCGACGUCUCUUUGGAGGACAUUAAAAAACUGACGCCCCGAUUUACGCUUUGUCCAAAUGGAUACUAUUUUGCAAUUGAUCCUAAUGGGUAUGUGCUACUGCAUCCAAAUCUCCAACCAAAGAAUCCUAAAUCCCAGGAACCUGUUACGUUGGAUUUUCUAGAUGCUGAAUUGGAAAAUGAUAUUAAAGUUGAGAUUCGGAAAAAAAUGAUAGAUGGAGAAAGUGGAGAAAAAACAUUUGAAACACUGGUCAAGUCCCAAGAUGAGAGGUAUAUUGAUAAAGGAAACAGAACAUAUACAUGGACUGCUGUGAAUGGCACUGAUUACAGUUUGGCACUGGUGUUACCAUCAUACAGCUUUUAUUAUAUUAAAGCCAAAAUAGAUGAACCUAUAACUCAAGCCAGAUUGACAGCCAAAAAGGUUACGGAAUCACUGAAGUUUGAUCGUUUUGAUGAAACUGGCUAUACAUUUUUAGCUCCGAGAGAAUACUGUAACGAUGUAAAAAAAUCAGAAAACAACACCGAAUUCCUAUUAAAUCUCAAUGAAUUUAUUGACAGAAAUACUCCAACCAGUUCAUCAUGUAAUACUGACAUGAUCAUGAGACUUUUGCUGGAUGCAGGAUUUACAAUUGAACUUGUCCAAAAUUAUUGGAGUAAAUUGUCGCUCGAUGGAGUUGUUGCACAAUUUGUUGUUACAGAUGGUGGAAUUACUAGAGUGUUCCCCAAAAGGGCAGGAGAAGAUUGGUUGGAAAACGCUGAAACUUAUGAAGUCAGCUUCUAUAAGAGGAGUUUAGAUAAUGACAACUAUAUUUUCACAGCUCCAUACUACAACAAAAGUGGUGCCAAUAGCUAUGAAUCAGGUAUUAUGGUAAGCAAGGCUGUGGAAAUACAAGUUGAUGGGAAACUUCUGAAGCCAGCAGUUGUUGGAAUAAAAAUUGAUGCAACCAGCUGGAUGGAAAAUUUCACAAAAACUACAAUCAAGAGCCUGUGCAACAGUGAAAUCUGUGGCUGUGAAAGAAAUAGCAUGCAUGUAGACUGCGUUAUCCUUGAUGAUGGUGGAUUUCUUUUGAUGUCCAAUCGAGAUGAAUAUACACAACAGAUUGGAAGAUUCUUCGGUGAAAUUGAUCCUGGCCUGAUGCGAAACCUGAUUAACAUGUCCCUGUAUGCCUUUAACAAGUCUUAUGACUAUCAGUCAGUCUGUGAUCCCGAAGAAGAACCAAAGCAAGGAGCUGGACUUCGUUCUGCUUAUGUGCCUACAAUAACAGAUAUUUUGCAGCUUGGAUGGUGGGCUUCAGCAGCAGCCUGGUCUAUCUUACAGCAGCUGUUUUUGAGCUUGACUUUUCCACGGUUCCUUGAAGCAGCUGAUAUGGAAGAUGAUGAUUUCGGUGCUGCCCUGCCUAAAACAAGCUGUAUCACUGAGCAAACUCAAUAUUUCUUUGAAAACAAUGAUAAAUCCUUUGGUGGGAUUGUAGACUGUAUAAACUGCUCCAGACUUUAUCAUGCAGAGAAGAUUUCAAACACCAAUCUAGUGUUCAUUAUUAGUGACAGCCAACUGCUGUGCCGUUCUUGCGACCCAAAGCCACUGAUGCAAGCAGAGAAGCCGGAUGAAGGGCCAAAUCCAUGUGAAAUGGUCAAACAACCUAGAUACAGAAAGGGUCCUGAAAUCUGUUUUGAUGAAGCCAAACAGGAUCAGCCUAUAUGCACAACGAGUCGUGCCUCUGCCAUGAUGUCCGCUCCUAUCUUCAUUUUUCUGCAAGUUUUCAUGUGGUGUGGAUGGUCAGUUACUUUCUCUAAUUUUUUGUUUUGUUCGUGGCUUAAAAAAUUAGCAGACUUUUUUACUUACUGAACAUACAAAAGAAAACAGAAUAAAGCAAGUCCCAAAAGCAACAAUCUGGAGUAAAUUACUGCUGCAAUAUUAAGGGAAAUUAAAUAUGAAAAAAAAACUGUCUGGAGCCUUAUAAAUCACAAUUACUAAACAUGAGGGCCUCUGCCUUAGAACAUGCAAAACAAGGGAACCUGUUGGAUUGAUAUGGCUGGCUCUUUGAAAUUGCACAUGUACCAGCUGAGUCCGCAUCUUUCCCUUCUAAGCAUUUUUCCCUUGUCCUUGUUAAAAUUAACAGAAGAAGAAAGUUUUUUUCACAGAUAAAAAUAGAGAUACAAAGCGAGUAGAAGAGACAGCAUACCUGUGAAAAUAAAGCUUUAAUUAGGGGUGGAAAGGAUGAGUGUUAUGUGUGAGUGUUGCUUUUGAGAAGAGUAAGUUUUCACUGCAUUCAAAUAAGCACAACGGUUAAUGAUGGAAGAUAAUGGUGUACAUCACUUUGGUUAAACUAGGAAUUCAGUAAAAUAAUACUUCUUUACUUAAUUUUUGGUGACCUAAACACAUAAAUUGCCUGAUUACAGCAGAAGGUGAGGUUUUGCUUCUAAUUAACCAUGUAAGUUCCUGUAUAUUGACCAAGGGCAGACUCUGGGGUUUCUGAACUAAAGCCUUGGCAAUUAGGCAGUGUUUCAUUUGAUGGUGUGGGACUGCAUCCUGAGUCACUGUGCAAGUGACCUGUCGGCAAGAGAACUGCUGAGCUAGAGAGCAAAAAACGUCUGAAGGGGGUUGUGAUCAACAUUGUUCUGAAAACCACUAGAGGGAGAUACUCACAUAUCUAUCAAGUAAAGCAAACUGAGGCAGAACCGAAAGCUUGCGGGCAUUUUUCAGAGUUAGUGUAAUGAAAUAUUGAAAAUUAAUGAAAUAUUGAAAUUAACUGAAAUUUAGAACAGUCAUUUUCACAGUAAUUUACAUUUUUCUCUAUACUUAAGGAAAGUUUCAACUAAUAUAUCUUGAACAUAAAUGAAAAAAACUUUAAAUUCUCUUUAACAGUUUAGUUUUUGAGUAAUUUUGAAGUUUCUUAUUCUGUAUUUAAAUGAUGUAGUUUCUUGCAAACCUAGGAAUUUGCACAGCCAUGGCAAAAGGUUGUAGGGAAAGGUGAAAGGCCCUUCUUUAAGCCAGCAGUAUUUCACAUUAAAAUCUGGAUUAGCAUCUCAUGUUCUUGCUCAUGCAAUUUGCUCUGCACAUAGCUUCCUUUAAUUAAAAAACUACUGUCCAAUGUACAUAAAGCAGCAGAGACUCACCUUGAACUCUGUUCUUUAUGCCCAAAAUGUGCUUUCUACUUAAGGCGGGAAGCACCCAGAAUAUAAUUUUAGCUGAUAAGCUUUUGGCAGCAGAAAGUUAUAAAGGUAAUUUUGUUCAUCCAUCUUGUUUUUAAUAACUUUGUGAUUUUGGAAACGGGUUCUCUCUGGACAUUAAUCUGUGUAGUUAUAUUAAAAUCACUGAAGCCAACACAGAUACAAUCCAGCUGAUCAGGUUCACUAACCUGACAGGUUUUUUUUACUUUUCAUCAAAGAUAACAAAAUAGUUAUUAUCACUGCCUCAAAUGACUUGCUCUUUGUACAUGCACAAUGGUUUUGUUUGCCAUGCCUGAGAAUAAAGAAAAUAAAUGUACAAAUUUACAGCCCCCACUGAGAAUGUUUUACUUCCAUCACUUCCAGGUAUGUCAGUGGCAGCUUUGAGGGUGAUUAGCGGUCCUGGCAAGUGGAUACAUCCCAAUGGAAUUGCUGUGUCCCCAGUCUGUGCAUGGGGAGCUGUACACUUUUGACAGCUUUGUCUGGUAGUCCAGACAAAGGAGGAUAACCCAAAAUUUGUGAAUGGCCAUUCAUUGAAACUGGAAAUUACUCGAGUAGAAGAAAGGUGUUCACAAUGUAGUAUGAAACAUUUAAAAUACAUGUUAUAAAAGGUAUAACUGAGGUAAUCCAUGGGUAUCAAGGGCCACAUCAGAAGAUCUUUGGGCAGAUGUUGUUUUACCCUUUUGUAAGUCAGAGUAGCACAGUGGGUGUGGAUGAAUUAUUAUCAUUUAAAAACAAAGUUUUGGUACAUUAAAUAGUUGUAGUGCACUUCUAGAGGAGUAACAAGUAUGUUUAUAGCCUUAGUGUAUAUAUGUAUAUAUGUAUUUCUAGUUCCAAGUGUAUUUUUAAAACAUUGGACUGGCAGUGUUUUCAAGGAAAUGCUGAUGUAUAGCAAUGAGAAUGUUGUUUUGAUACAUAAAAAUGAAGGUAUUGUUUUAUAAAAGUAUUUAUUUCCAUUCUGAAAGUGCUAAAUAAUUUUCAUAGCAUGUGAUGCUGUAGAACAGCCUUACCUAGAGUUGUGCUAGUAAGGCAUAACAUGAAGAAGAUGACAUUUGGAUUUGACACUUCUCUACCUCAAGUAUGCAAGAAAAUUUGAUGUAAUGAAUGCAAGAAAUUUUCCAUACACUUCUGGUCAAAUGAAAGCAGCCUGCAACAAUUCUUUCCAAUUUCUUUUACAAGUGUCUCUCUCUUCAAAGAGAAUUUAUACACAGACAUAAUUUUGAAGACAACAAAGAGAGGACAUCCCCAGCUGAUUUGUUAUUCAGGAUUUGUGUGAUUAAUGUCAUGGGCUGGAAAAUUUCAGUGAAACUGCUUAAAAAUAGUUCAGUGUCUAAUUGCACUAGAAGAGGUAAAGAUAAGAUAAUGUAAAGAGAAGAUAAAACAAUGUUCUAUAUCUUUGUUAUAAGAUACUUUAGAAGAACUCUCAAAAAUAACAUUAACAUGAAACAGCUGAAAAGUUUUCUUAAAGCCCAAGAAAUAGGGAAGUGUUUUUAAAAAAGGCAUUUUUAAGACCAUUCAAAACUGACAUCCUUCUCAAUCUGAUUGUAAAUUGGGGAUGGAAUCCCACUUAUUUCAAUGGGGCUGUUGAUUGUUUAAAUUUAUGUAAAUAAACACAAUCAGAUUUUCUCCUCUAUUUUUUAUUUUAUAUUUUCGCACUUCCUGUAGUUUCGACAACAGUUAGAGCACAGAACAAAAUUACAGUGUGAAAUUCUGUGGCGAAAAAAAUUAAUUUAGAUAGGAUUUACUGUACCUUCUUUGCCACUACUAUUUUUGUUUUAGCUUCGAAUACAGAAGAAUUAACUGAUUCCAGAAACAAUAUUUAGAAGUUGUUCUUGUCAGGACUGCUGGUUUACCACUGCAAAUUGGUCCACAAACCUCAGAAAUUUGAUGUGGCUUUGAUCAAUAUGAGGUUAAAAUCUCACUAAGCUUGAAAUGCGUGUAUAAACCUUGUAUACAUUUGUGUAGUGGAGUUUGAUGCUGUCGUUCAUAAUAAAAUGAUGCUUAUACUGCAUGAGGCUUCCAAGAUAUUCUCUACUGCUGUGAAUUGUGAAUCCUUUAAAAACUUCUCUGUGUAGUCUUAGGGAGAGGGGAAAAGAUACUAAAAUGCUUCGUUUCGACCCAAUAGGAAUAUUACAUUGUAUGACUGAUGAAUGUAAGAGCGGUUGAGAAAUUGUGGUGUGGUUAAAAAGAUCUCAUAGAGCAAAUAGAAAUGGACAACAGAAUGGAGGGUGUUUUCAAAAAUUGUGGCGGUAGGAUUAAUUUAUCAACAUAAUUUGCAAUAUUUGGUCUAAUGCAAGAUGACGUAAGCUGAGUCUGUAUAACUCUAUAUGUGGAGGCCUACUUGCUUUCUAUUUGUACUGGAUGCCAUUUUUACUAUAAAGGUAUUUUCUCUUCAUGUUAUGCACAAUUUUGUUUAAGACCUUCUGUUUACUACUUAUACUCUCCAGACAACUCCAGUCUGCUGGAAAUUUUAAAUCUCCUGCUUUGCUUUCAACUCUUUCUUCAAAGAUGACUCUUCUAAGUAAUUUCAGUGAUAAGAAUAAUAAAUACAAAGUGGUAACACUGUGUACCAUUCACUGAAUUCAUGUGAGAGGAAACCUUUACUCAUAAUUCUGUUUUUAAUGGUAGUCACUGUGAGGAAGAAGCAACAGGGUUAUUUUUAAGUGCUUUAAAUAGAAAUAAAGCUGCAUGACAAGACACAAUGCAGAUGCAAAUAGUGAGCAAGCCAAACUAAAUAAACCACAAUGUUCAGUGCAUCUUGAAAUCUUAGCAUCCUAGUCCAAAACUGGUGUAGCAGAGUUCACUUAGACUUCUUGUUGACCAGAAACCUUAAGAAUUUUGAACUUGUAGAGUGCAAUCAACCAAAAAGAAACAAAACUAAAAACCCAACCAAACCAAUAACAAUCAAAAAACAAACAAAACGAAAAAAAGGCCGAAGUCAAAACUAUACUAAUUAAGUAUAAAGCUAACACAUGACAGAGAUAUGUCUGGAAAAAGCUACUGUUAAUACAGAAUGGCAGCCAACAUAAGGUAUUUGCUUUAGGACAAAAUGAAUUUUUACUUCUUUGUAAGGAAAUUUAAUGCUGAUUUUUGGGGUUUUUUGGGCUUGGGAUUGUUGGGGUUUGUUGCGUCCAAGUUUCUAAUGGAGACUGUUGGUGGAUGCUAUAAUUCCUGAUAAUGUACUGAGUCUAUUUUGCCUGCUUUAUCUGAUUUUCCGUAUUUUUCCCAAACUGUUUUGGAAACCUACCAGCUUUAAAGAAUGUAUUGUAUGCAGAAUAAAUAGCAUGAAAAUUCUCACCCAUUAAAGCUGGUAUAAAGAACUCAUUCAAGGCCCUGUAAUUUCAAAAUUCUGUCUUUACACCUCUGUUACAAAGGAGUUGCCCUAACAUCAUAUUUAACAUUGUGCUUUUAAUUUAGUCUAAAAUUCCUAUUGUUAUUUCAGUGUAUUCUGCAAGAAGGUUACAAAAAACACUUUAUCCCUCUCCCCAUCCCUCAUUUCCUGUUUAUAUCUGAUCUACCAUUUUUAUGUACUUUCUUCGUCUUGCCCAUUUGCGUAAACUUGAUGUCUUGCACUGCUAUUCUUACAAAGUUGGGAAGUUUUGCUUAAGGAAAGCAAAAUUUGUUUAAGAAAAUUUGCUAAUAAAUUAAAGGUUGUUUAAUGACUCUUUCUUAUUUAUCCUGAUUGUACAUUUUAUGGACACAGACACACACAGAGCCACACACCCCAGCCUUUUCCAGUGUAUAUUAAUUGCAUAUGCUUCAGUGGUGUGUAAGUCUGAACCAGGAGCUUUUCCCUGCCUGUUGGCUUUCCUCUGCUUUCUGUUAUAUACAUAUAUAUUUUUUUUUUUCUGUCAUUUCUGUGCCAACAGCCAGUCUCUGUUACUGUUCAGAUUCAGUUGUCUGUCCUUCCCUGUACAUAUUGCUCCUGCUCAAGAACUUUCCCCGGUUGCUAAUAUACCUAAAUUCCUUUCCACCUACACUGUUUUCUUGCCUUUGGAGGUUUGCAAUCUUUUGGAAAAUGGAAAGUGUCUUUUUAUACCAUUUGUUCAGAAUACUGUGAAAACAAGAGAAAGACCAAAUAUUUUCAGCCUUCAGAGCUAUCCAUGAAUUUCAGAGUUCUCAGACAAAGUGGAGAGAGGAAAAUUUUCCUGGUGUUUUAGGUACUAAUCAGAGUUUAUAUCAGUCUUGAGAAACAAGGUCUAAGUUGUUACAGGCUCCAGAACAGCCUGUAACAACUUAGACCUUGUAUUUCAGCCAGAAUAAUGAACAGGUCCAUCAUGUGAAAGGUAUUAAACAUUAUAAGCAAAGUAGAACCAAAGAUCAAUUAAUGGUGGAGAGGAAUGAGGAAAAGUGGUGUGAUUGCUGUGUGACAUAAGGAAUAAUUACUGAAGCGUGACAGCAGUGCAGCCCAGAGAUAGCUUGAAACUUCAUCAAGUAGUGCAAUAGAAAAUUUCCUUCUCGUACUUGAGUAGAGCACCAGAGGCAGAGAAAGGAUUUUCAUUCUCUUUGAUCACAUCCUCACCUGCAGACCAUAUUCAUUUUAUUGUGUGAUCAUUUGAUGAAAUGGACAUAAUAAUAUUUUGGUAUUUGUUUUCUAAAUGUGAAAAGUUAUCUGUUCUUCUAUAUUUUCCCACAAUAAAUCCAUACUCAGAAUAUUAAAAUGAAUGCAGUUUUAAGGAAUAUAGAUGGUGUUUGCUGAGGCCCCCAGGUAUAUUCCAUGGCAUUUCUUGGUUUAUGGUGUAAGUAUCCCAUCUAGUUCAUAAGUUUGUGCUGUAAACCUUGAAAGUAUUUAAUCCUCCCAAGUUUAUAGCUAAAGUAAUAAUGCCAUUCUUUGUAUCAAAACCCAGAGGAACUUCCAGGAAUUAUUUUAUUGUUAUUUUAGCAAAAUAUCAUAUAUAAGACCAAAAAGGAUGCCUCAGUGAUAGUUCAAUAUGUUGAAAACUAAGCUGUAGGUUACUUCUCAAGCAGCUUCCCUGUAAUUAAUAUUAAAUGAUUUCUUCU